Molecule: messenger RNA, 1219 nt
Organism: Oryza sativa Japonica Group (Japanese rice)
Lineage: Eukaryota; Viridiplantae; Streptophyta; Magnoliopsida; Poales; Poaceae
Product: ran-binding protein 1 homolog c
Biological process (GO): nucleocytoplasmic transport
Cellular component (GO): cytoplasm; nuclear pore
Molecular function (GO): GTPase activator activity
Source: RefSeq, a predicted model, not a curated record
CUCUCCCGUGGCUAACAAAAACCCUAGCGCGCCGCCCCCUCCUCCUCCUUCUUACCACCAACCUCUCCCCCCACGAUCGCCCUCCUCCCCGAAACUUCUGGAACCGAGAGCAGCAGACGUUAGCUCUUCUCCUCCGAUGGCGGACAAGGAGCCCGUCGUGGACCGCCCCGAGGACGAGGAGGAGGCCUCCGCCGCCGCCGCCGCCGCGGGCGGCGAGGAGGAGGACACGGGCGCCCAGGUCGCCCCCAUCGUGCGGCUCGAGGAGGUCGCCGUCACCACCGGCGAGGAGGACGAGGACGUGCUCCUCGACAUGAAGGCGAAGCUUUACCGGUUUGACAAGGAGGGGAACCAGUGGAAGGAGCGGGGGACGGGCACCGUCAAGCUCCUCAAGCACAAGGAGAACGGCAAGGUCCGCCUCGUCAUGCGCCAGGCCAAGACGCUCAAGAUCUGCGCGAACCACCUAGUUGCUUCGACCACGAAGAUGCAGGAGCAUGCGGGCAGUGACAAGUCGUGCGUCUGGCACGCGGCGGACUUCGCCGACGGCGAGCUUAAGGAGGAGAUGUUCGCAAUCCGGUUUGGCUCUGUCGAAAAUUGCAAGAAAUUUAAGGAUUUGGUUGAAGAGAUUUCGGAAUCACUUGCAAAGACAGAAGGCAAAGAAACCGAGGAAGAUUCGUCUGCCGCUGGCCUUCUGGAGAAACUCAGCGUAACUGAAAAGAAGUCUGAGGAAGUGGCGACAAAGGAGGAAUCGACCGAAGCAGUCAAGGAGACUGACACCAAAUCAGCUGCCACCUCAGAGUAAUCAGCAGUGUGUUACCUCCAGAACACUAGUGCUCGGUGGGAAGGGUAAGUUUGUCAGUGCUUCCCGUCUAUGGAAGUUAAAAGUCGUUAGCCAUGAGCUAUGUUGAGAACAUUUGGGCAGAGUCGGAAGAUGUCAGGGUCAUCUUUACCUAUUGGGCGUUCACUUGUUAUUAUUUAUUUGUUUGUGUAUGGUUUCUGCUUAGAGUCGCAGGUUGGCUUUUGGAUCAGGUCUGUUCGGAUCUCGCUUUUAUCGAGAACACGAAAUGUAGUCCAUGAGUAGGACGAGUUGGAACGUUUUGGGUCCGAGUUACGAGUAUCUUGACAGCAAGAUGUUUAUGGAUGCGUGCUAUUCAUAUAAAUUACAUGAUACCAUGUUCAACUCUAAUCCAGUUGCUAUGGGAAAGACGAUAUUUCAUUUCUA